CUUCCUCUCAUCGGCUCGCUCUCAUAGUUUCGAAUCAAUCUACGUCAAAGAUCACCUUGUCUCUUUCCUUUUGUUUCACCUAUCCACCGUCCAAGAGCAUUGAAGCUGCCAGAGAACAAUCACCAGCACGGAAGUCUGUUGCAAUGGCCGAGGAUACCUAUCAACACGUGCGGUCCCGCUAUGGUGACAUCGCCAAACGCACAGGCGACACGGUCCAUGAUAAGGAAGACGAUAUCGCAUUAGCGUUUGGGUACAGCGCGAAAGACCUACGUGCCCUUCCAGGCAAAGCAAACCUAGGAUUGAGUUGUGGCAAUCCAGUGGCACAUGCCAAUCUCAAGGAGGGAGAGACGAUCGUCGAUCUCGGAAGUGGAGGCGGCAUCGAUGUUCUUCUAGCCGCUCGCAAGGUCGGACCAGAAGGAACUGCCAUCGGGAUUGACAUGACGAAGGGCAUGAUUGAUCUCGCAAAGAAAAACGCCGAAGCGGCUGGUCUGUCGAAUACGCGGUUUAUUGAGGCGUCUAUCACCUCGAUCCCGCUUCCAGAUGCCAGUGUCGACUGUAUUAUCAGCAACUGUGUUAUCAAUCUUAUCCCGUCAAAGGAUAAAUCGACUGUAUUCCAAGAAAUUGCUCGCUUGCUGAAGCCAGGCGGAAGGGUUGCUAUCAGUGACAUCCUGGCCAGGAAGGAGCUUCCAGCGAGCAUCGUCAACGAUAUAGCUCUCAAUGUUGCAGAGUAUGAGGACUAUCUCAGACGCGCAGGAUUCAAAGAUAUUCUGAUGGUCGAUACUAAAGCAGACCUCAAUCUCUAUAAACAGUCCUCCUAUCUAGGUCAAAGUAGUUGCUGUGGCCCAGCAGAUUCCCGCAAAGAGUGGCCAGCUGGAUAUUCUGAGAUGGACUUCAACGAAUGGGUUGCCUCUUUUCAGAUUUAUGCUGUCAAAUAGAGCAGUUUCGUGCAGGACGCGUCUUAGAGAGCUGGGGUCUGAAAUGAAGCAUGAUGCAUUUGAUACC
Messenger RNA from Aspergillus novofumigatus IBT 16806, 1002 nucleotides. RefSeq names its product putative UbiE/COQ5 family methyltransferase. Lineage: Eukaryota; Fungi; Ascomycota; Eurotiomycetes; Eurotiales; Aspergillaceae. Bases 144 to 935 code for a protein of 263 amino acids. The record is from RefSeq and is a predicted model, not a curated record. Gene Ontology annotation, molecular function: methyltransferase activity. The transcript has 6 exons.